Molecule: messenger RNA, 2480 nt
Organism: Spathaspora passalidarum NRRL Y-27907
Lineage: Eukaryota; Fungi; Ascomycota; Pichiomycetes; Serinales; Debaryomycetaceae
Gene: SGO1
Product: Sgo1p
Exons: 1
Coding region: 41-1453 (470 amino acids)
Source: RefSeq, a predicted model, not a curated record
GUUGCCAAAUCUACUGACUACGAUAACAACACACCAAGCAAUGGCCAGAUCGUCACUAAUACCAGAGAGGCCACAAGUGGUAUCCUCCAGAUCAAGAUACUCCACUGGAGGAUUUGAAUUUUCCAACAACACCAGACUGGCUCGUUCACCAGCCAGUGCACUGCAACCACUAACAAACACAGAAUCCCUGCCCGAAGUGGUGGAAACAUUAAGACACCAGAAUAGAUUAUUAGCACAACGUAAUGCAAUGAUCAUGUCUAAACUCAAAGAAUUAGAGUUGAAAAACAUUGAAUUAUCCAAAGAAAUCAAUCUAUUGAAACGAACUACAACUCCUCCUACAACCGAUUAUAAACAAGCACUACAGGAAGCCUUAUUGCUUAUUGAAAACAAAACAUUCACUAGCUUGGAUCAAAUAUUACAGUGUUUCAAGAAAAUUAGAUCAGAUGAAGGAUUGCCUGCUAAUGAUCAGUUGGGAAUACUUUCAGAUGUAAUCUCAAGACCAGUUACCUCAACCCCAGUUGAGGUUGGUAGAAAUAGCAGCGUGUUUCCUGCAUUUGAUAUCACCUCUCAUCAUGAUCCAUUACUUAAUUAUUUCAAACCUACUAAGGAAGAUUAUGAAGCAGGUACAGAUAAUACUGCUAAGAAUAAGGAUAUCUCCAUUAUUUUUGAGGAUAAUGAACUGAUUGAAAUGGGAAGCGAAAGUACAGACUUGAACCAUUCAGAACAUAUAUUACCAAACGAGAAAGAGAAGCAAUUGGAGCCUUCAAAGGUAGCUAUAAUCAAAACACCCAUCGAGUCAAGUCUGAAGACGACUGAAAUCGAGAUCUAUGAAUCUCCUAAGGAAAAACAUGAAUAUAAAACCCCUUCUCAGACUGAAGUGACUUGUCUCAAAGGGAAAAGGAAGUCAAAGAAAACCAAGACAACGAAGGAAAAGAUCCAGGAGGACCUGAAACAACAAGAACCCAAACACAACGAGGAAACACCUAAUGAAAAGAAAGUAGCAAAGACCACCAGGAAGAAACCCCCAAAAGAAGAUUCCGAACCACUUGUAGAGGUGAAACAAGAAGAAGAAUGCUCAACUAGAAGAUCCUUCCGGGUUAGAAAACCAAUCGAUUACAAGCCUUUAUCAAUGAGGGAUAAAAUGAGAAGAGAAUCAGUCGCAAUGUUGGAUGCCGUGGGGCCAGAUGUAUUAAUUAACUAUACACAGAAACCCUCAAGUCGUGGAAGUAGUUCAGGCCUGGCCUCAUCUAAGCGCAAGUCAGAAACGCCAGAAGUUGAAAGAAAGAAGAGAAAACCAUUAGCUACAGUAAAUACAAAUGUUCACAAAGGGGGGUCCAGCAAGGUGAAAGAUACUACUGACUAUGAUUUGUCAGUUUAUGAUUUUGAACCGGAAGAUAAGAAGGAAACACCCGUAUAUGACAAAAUUAACGUAAAGAAUCGCAUUAGGAGCUAAAUAAAGGAAAGUUGUAUAGAUAUAUAGUACACAGAGAAAUAAAGAAAUAGUAACUUGCUAUUGCCUUAUACACUCAUAUUCAUCUUGAUUGAAGGGUGUGGAUUGUAUCCAAUUAUUUCGAAAUCUUCGAACUUAAAAUCAUCGAUAGAUUUGAUUUCACUCUUUCUUUCUUCCUUAAUGACCAAUUUAGGGAAAUCUCUUGGAGUUCGAGUAAAUUGUUCUUGUAAAGCUUCGAUGUGAUCCAAAUAGACAUGAGCAUCACCCAAGGUAUGAAUGAAUUCACCACAGUCCAUAUCCACUAUAUGAGCAAUCAUUUUGGUCAAUAAGGCAUAUGAAGCAAUGUUGAAAGGGACACCCAACCCCAUGUCACAAGAUCUUUGGUAUAACAAACAGGAUAAUUUUGGUUUAGCUGAACCAUCGUUGUUUUCAGGGAAGUUCACGUAGAAUUGACAGAAAACAUGACAUGGUGGAAGUGCCAUCUUCUUGAAAUCAGGUGGAUUCCAGGCAGACAUAAUGAUUCUUCUGUCAUAAGGAUUGGUCUUCAAUUUCUUGAUAACAUCUUGAAGUUGGUCAAAUCCUUGACCAGUAUAAUCAGUAUCACAAUCCUGGUAUUCAGCUCCAAAAUGUCUCCAUUGGAACCCAUAAACAGGUCCCAAGUCACCUUCACGACGAUGAGUCAAUCCUAAUUUAUCCAAAAAUUCACGCGAUCCGUUUCCUUCCCAGAUCUUAACACCCUUUUCACUUAAUAAUUUGGCAUCAGUAGAACCGGAAAUGAACCACAAAAGUUCAUGUAUGAUACCCUUGGAGAAAACUCUCUUGGUGGUUAAAAGCGGGAAAGUAUCAUUAGAUAAGUCAAAACGUAAUUGUGGUGGAGCAAAAAGAGAUUUAGUACCGGUACCGGUUCUGUCAGGACGAUGUUCUCCUUCGUUAAUGAUCUUGAAACACAAGUCAAGAUAAGCUUGCUCGGCAGCGUUUGGUGAUACUGUCAUUGUAUAUAUAGGUGUUUACCUUUAGAAAAGAAGUUAAA